Messenger RNA from Wyeomyia smithii (pitcher-plant mosquito), 1640 nucleotides. RefSeq names its product fas apoptotic inhibitory molecule 1. The record is from RefSeq and is a predicted model, not a curated record. The transcript has 5 exons. NCBI's taxonomy places the organism in Eukaryota, Metazoa, Arthropoda, Insecta, Diptera, Culicidae. The coding region runs from base 845 to 1537 and encodes 230 amino acids. Gene Ontology annotation, biological process: canonical NF-kappaB signal transduction; positive regulation of neurogenesis; negative regulation of extrinsic apoptotic signaling pathway via death domain receptors.
AAGCCGUCCUCAGUUGAGCUUUGAUGGUGAUACCGGGCGGACGGGAAACUUGAUUUUGUUCACCCUCGAAACGUAAGAAAACACAAACCGACGAUGGCUGCAUUUCCAGUGAAAGUGCUACGAAUUGUGUCGUUUGGAUAUCUGAGAGUUUGAUUGCAUAAUUCGUGAAGCAUUCAAACAGCGUUGUAAUUAUGGAAUAUUUCAAUGUCUGUGAUACAGAUUCGUGCUGCUUAGCAGUUAUGAUGUUCACGGUGAACUGUUGAAAGGUUGCUGUCAUGUUUCAAUCAGUCACAGCUGAUAUUGUUUGGUGAAUGAAAAAAAAAAAACAAGUUCGAUUCGUUCAGUGUCUCGGCUCGUUUUCGUAUUUCUUAGCCGGCUGUUGUGCAGGUUGACGUGAAGCAAAUCGUCAAUACUCUAAUCUACUUCGAAGCGUGGUCGUAACAUGUAAAACAAGAUACUAGUUCUCGAUGACAUGAUAGUUUUGUUGGGAGUUAUCAUUGACCCAGUAACCACCCUUCACCAGGGAAACUUUGCCUCACAACAGAAACUAACCUUCUGCAUAAUAGAUGUUCCCAAUAGAAAGAGCCUGGAUUUUACAGUUCCCUAUUUGCGCGUGAAAAAAAAAAUAAAUAAAAACGAUGAUAAUGACUUUGCUGAAUGGCACCGCAACGGUGACGGUCCGGCGGACUCCAGCUGCUUGAUCGCGUUUGAUGGUAAUGUCCAUCUUCCUCCCCCACCCACCACCAGUUACAUACUGAAACUUGAAGUACGGAAACUAGAGCAAGUGGCGGUACAAUAAAGAAAUAAAGUUAUAAUUUUCAUUCCCGUGUCGGACGGCACGCGAAUGAAGCACGGAAUACUGAGUGCGCCUUCACGAACACUAGCACUCGAAACGGCGAAAAACACAAUCAGAAUUAUGAAAACCGGAAGUGAUAACCAGCCGGUUGACUACCGCAGUAGCCAUGGAGGUUCGAAAGCGGCACCAAACCGAGAAGUGGUGGCCCGCUGGCGGGUACCGAUGUACGGUAAAAUCCACGAGAUCGAGUUCGAACAUGGCACUGCCAGCGGGAAGCGUGUGCUGUGGAUCAACAAGGAGGAGAUUUUUCGCCGAGACUGGAUGUUCAAAUUGGUCGGCGAGGAUAUGUUCAAAUUGGAGGAUAAAAGGUGCAUCGUGCGGGUGGACCCACUACCUGGUUUUAAGUACAGUUACUCGCUUUUCGUGGACGGAAAGUCCUACGAACAGUUUACGGAAUCACAGGCCAAAGCGUUGAGGACGUGGGAAAUCAAUUUGGGAGAUAAUUUUUAUCGUAUAGUAUUAGAGAAAAACACACUCAACAUUUACGUUAACGGCAAACUGAUAGAGGAAAAUGGUGAAUUUGUAGAUGGCGGCACUGAGACAACGUUUGUUGAAGACGGCAACACGUUCGUGCUAAGUGCACGAACCAGUGGCAACAAACGGGAUGGGAUUGUGCACUCGCUAAGCGUAAACGGUGAAACGGUGCAGGACCCGGCUUCGGUUUGCGGUGUUGUACCGUGAAGAAGUAAAAAGGUGUGAUAUGUACAUACAAUUAAGGCUAAAGGUUUGGUUUGAAACUCUAUAAACGCACGGUUUUCUGAAUAAAUAAAUAUUCUUUUUGAAA